UCAUCUCACUAGAAUAUGCUGCCUCUUGUUGCACCCAGCCAACAACAGACAUCACUUGUAAGUUAUUUUUUUCCCUGACAAAAACUAAAAAUGAUACCCAAAAACAAAUGACUGUGAUUAUCCAGAGACGAUGUUUGACCACAGGGAUGGUCAGAUAAGAGACUCAGGUUUUACGAUGUAGAGGACUGGUGGCACUCCCAAACUUUGACCUGUUACUGUAGCACAUCUGUAAGGCUUGUUGGUAGCAUGCUGCAAACGCUGGUUGGAGAUGUCGCCCUUGGGAAAUAAGUGUGACUGGAGGAGAUUAAUAACAAACACUUAGAAAGCAGCGGGCUUACAGCCUAACGGAUAUGAACCCCCAACAAAAGCAAAGGCGGUGCACAAUAAACUCUCAGCCCUGUGGGGGGGGGGGUUUGAACCCCUUAAAUAGCCGUAAAACAUGGCUGCAGCUGUACAAAUACAGUUUCAAGGGUAAAACAAGGACAGACAGGGACAACCCAAGAGGAAAAUAGAGUAUUGAAGCCCUUGUUCCCAUCAAACCUCCUCUGUUUUUCUUCACUUGUGAUCCGAUGUGUCCCAAAAGCUCCGUCCACGCACGGCAAAACUGUAUCCCUUUAAUAAUACCCUCCCUCCCACCUUUUUUUUUUUUUUUUAUGCCAUUUUCUUUCCUCCCUCAAUACCCACCCUUCUCCUCCCCCUCCUUUUUUUUGCUCUGCGGUUGCCAUGACAACAGCAGCACUGCACCAUUCAUCUGUUGGAGACCCUGGGCUCCUGUUCCUAUAGUGAGAGUGCGCCUCUCACAUCUAUACAUAACACGCUAAGCGCUAAUGCAGUCACAGAGGAGGAAUGAGGAGCUCCUAUGUUUGCUCCUCGCCGGAAAACGCUGUUUUUUCUUUUUUUUCCUUUUUGUUCGUAGUGGCGAAGGUUUCGGUCACCUGUCAGCCCUCGGUACUACUGCCAUCAUAUAGGUGUCACCUCUGUGUCCCCCAGUGACACAGUGACUGCUGCGUUCUUCCUUCCUCCUUCCCUUUUCCUCCCUCCCCUUCCUCCUCCUCCUCCUCUCGCUCCUCCCGUCACCGCCACAUCUUGCCUGGCUCUGUAUCAUUUACUGCGACUGUAUUGAGCGGGCAGCAUCAGCACUGAAACCUGUGGAGAUUUCCUCAGGAAGGAAACAAGAGGGAAGAAAGAAAGAGAGAGAGAGAGAGAGAGCUUCUGUUCCUCCAUCCUCUCCUGCUCUGCUGCAGGUUUCUUUUUCCUGUUUUCGUUUUUUUUUCUUCUUCUCUUUUUUGCUUAUUUUUGAUGAACUGGUCGUCGCUCAGGGAGGAAGGACUGUUCGUGUCGCUAGACGGGGAAGGAGGGGAGCUGGUGCCGUACUCCAGCCUUCAGGAAUGCGAGAUCUGGUUUGAGAAUGCCCCUCUGCGGAAAGCAAAGUUUGUGGAGAGCCCUCGCAUUCCACAAUCAGAGCUUGGCUCCCCUACACACACCUCCACCACUGCCAAGAAUCCAGACCUGGACACAUACUGCCCUGGGGAGUCAAGCCAGGAGCUGGGCCCCCCUCCGUCGGUGGAUGAGGCAGCCAACACAUUGAUGACGCGCCUGGGUUUCCUUCUGGGAGACAAAGUGAGCGAGGGGCCAGCCGGUACCCAGUACAGCAUGGAGGAACCCGAGGCGAGACAGGGCCAGAACCAGAGGAUCAGCCCGUGCUCCACCCUGACCAGCAGCACUGCCUCACCCCCUGCAGGCAGCCCCUGCUCCACCCUCCCCCCUGCCAUGCCUGGCCAGGCCGGCAGCAGGGACUGUGCCUACGGCUCUGUCACCAGUCCCACCUCAACCCUGGAGAGCAGGGACAGCGGGAUUAUCGCCACACUGACCAGCUACUCGGAGAACAUGGAGCGAGGAGGCAAAUACGGCGAGGGCUCCCGGGGAAACCUGAAACUGUGGCAGUCUCAGAAAUCAGGCAUGGACUCGUUCCUGUACAGGGUGGAUGAAAACAUGACCGCCUCCACCUACAGCCUCAACAAAAUCCCUGAGCGCAACCUGGAGAGCAUGUCCUCCCACUCUGCCCACUCCAUCCCUCUGUACCUCAUGCCCCGCCCUAACUCUGUGGCCGCUACCAGUUCAGCCCACCUGGAGGACCUGGCGUACCUGGAUGAGCAGAGACACACUCCAUUACGCACCUCGCUGCGCAUGCCUAGACAGAGCACCACCUGCGGGCCGGGUCGCUCCGGGCAGGACCUGAGAGCUUCCGCUAAUAACACCCAUGCCUGGCAAUCCCAGUCACUGCGUUUUGCACCCUACCGGCCUCAAGACAUCGCCCUCAAGCCUCUGCUGUUCGAGGUGCCCAGCAUCACCAUGGACUCCGUCUUCACGGGCCGCGAGUGGCUCUUCCAGGAGAUCGAUGCCCACCUCAACAGCCCCAACGUCAGCACCAACCGCGGCGUGGCGGUAGUAGGCAACAUCGGCUUCGGCAAGACGGCGAUCAUCUCUCGCCUGGUGGCGCUCAGCUGCCACGGCACCCGCAUGAGACAGAUUGCCUCGGACAGCCCUCAGGCCUCGCCCAAACAUGGAGAGGGGCUCCCUCUCACUCAGCCCCAGCCCACGCACGGCACCCUGGGAGGAGGCAGCUGUCCCGGGACCCCUGAGAUGAGGCGACGUCAGGAAGAAGCCAUGAGGAGGCUGGCGUCUCAGGUGGUGGCGUACCACUACUGCCAGGCAGACAACGCCUACACCUGCCUGGUGCCGGAGUUUGUGCACAACGUGGCGGCUCUGCUGUGCCGCUCGCCGCACCUGGUGGCCUACAGGGAGCAGCUGCUGAGGGAGCCGCACCUGCAGAGCAUCCUGAGUCUGCGCUCCUGCGUCCAGGACCCCCUGGCCUCCUUCAGGAGGGGGGUCCUAGAGCCACUGGAUACACUUUACAAAGAGAGGAAGAUCAACUCUGAGGAGGACCUCAUCAUCCUCAUAGACGGUCUGAACGAGGCAGAGUUCCACAAGCCGGACUACGGAGACACCAUCGUGUCCUUCCUCACCAAAACCAUCAACAAGUUCCCUCCCUGGCUCAAACUGGUGGUCACAGUCAGAACCACGUUACAGGAGAUCACCAGCGAGCUGCCGUUCCACCGCAUCUCUCUGGACGGCCUGGAGGAGAAUGACGCCAUAGACCAGGACCUGCAGGGCUACAUCCUGCACCGCAUCCACAGCAGCCCGGAGAUCCAGAACAACAUCUCGCUCAACGGCAAGAUGGACAACACCACCUUCGGCAAGCUCAGCGCCCACCUCAAGGCCCUGAGCCAGGGCUCCUAUCUGUACCUCAAGCUCACCUUUGACCUCAUCGAGAAGGGCUACCUUGUCCUCAAAAGCUCCAGCUAUAAGGUGGUUCCAGUCAACCUGGCAGAGGUCUACCUGCUGCAGUGCAACAUGCGCUUCCCCACGCAGUCAUCGUUCGAGCGGGCGCUUCCUCUGCUCAACGUGGCCGUGGCCUCGCUUCACCCGCUGACCGAUGAGCAGAUAUAUCAGGCCAUCAACUCUGGUUCGCUGCAGGGCACACUGGACUGGGAGGAUUUCCAACAACGUGUAGACAACCUGUCAGUCUUCCUGGUGAAGAGGAGGGACGGUACCAGGAUGUUUGUUCACCCGUCCUUCAGGGAGUGGCUGAUCUGGAGAGAAGAAGGAGAAAAGACAAAGUUCCUCUGCGAUCCGAGGAGCGGUCACACCCUACUGGCCUUCUGGUUCUCUCGGCAGGAGAACAAGCUGAACAGACAGCAGACUAUUGAGCUGGGCCAUCACAUCCUCAAAGCACAUAUCUUCAAGGGUCUCAGCAAGAAAGUCGGAGUUUCCUCAUCCAUCUUGCAAGGCCUGUGGGUAUCCUACAGCACAGAGGGCCUUUCAGCUGCACUUUCUUCACUCCGAAACCUCUACACUCCCAACAUCAAGGUGAGUCGGCUGCUGAUGCUGGGCGGUGCCAAUGUGAACUACCGUACGGAGGUGCUGAACAACGCCCCCGUCCUGUGUGUCCACUCCCAUUUGGGCUACAUGGACAUGGUGGCUCUGCUGCUCGAGUUUGGCGCCUCUGUGGACGCUCCGUCUGAAAGCGGGCUCACGCCGCUGGGCUACGCCGCCGCUGGGGGACACAUGGCCAUUGUGACUGCGCUUUGCCGCAGGAGAGCGAAGGUGGACCACCUGGAUAAGAACGGCCAGUGCGCUCUGGUUCACGCAGCGCUGAGGGGCCACAUGGAGGUGGUGAAGUUCCUCAUCCAGUGUGACUGGAGCAUGGGGACACAGCAGCAGCAGUCGCCACAAACACAACAACAGGUGGCCUUCACCAAGAGCCACGCGGUCCAGCAGGCCCUCAUCGCUGCAGCCAGUAUGGGAUACACAGAGAUUGUGUCCUACCUGCUGGACCUGCCAGAGAAGGAUGAAGAGGAGGUGGAGCGGGCUCAGAUCAAUAACUUUGACACCCUGUGGGGGGAGACAGCUCUGACUGCAGCCUCUGGUCGGGGGAAGCUGGAGGUUUGUCGUCUGUUACUGGAGCAGGGGGCGGCGGUGGCCCAGCCCAACAGACGAGGCAUCGUCCCGCUGUUCAGCGCCGUCCGACAGGGACACUGGCAGAUCGUGGACCUCCUCCUCACACACGGCGCAGAUGUCAACUUGGCUGACAAGCAGGGUCGUACUCCUCUAAUGAUGGCCGCCUCAGAGGGACACCUGGGGACUGUUGAGUUUUUACUAGCUCAAGGAGCCUCUCUGUCUCUGAUGGAUAAGGAGGGUCUGACCGCUCUGAGCUGGGCCUGUCUGAAAGGACAUUUACCCGUCGUCCGCUGCCUGGUGGAGAGCGGAGCCGCCACCGACCACGCAGACAAGAACGGACGCACGCCCCUCGACCUGGCUGCCUUCUACGGCGACUCUGAAGUGGUCCAGUUCUUGGUUGACCACGGGGCCAUGAUAGAGCACGUAGACUACAGCGGGAUGCGUCCUCUCGACAGGGCGGUGGGCUGCAGAAACACGUCGGUGGUGGUCGCCCUGCUCAAGAAAGGAGCCAAGAUAGGAUGUCAGACGCUGCCCAGUCGGCCCCGAGGUCCAGCCACAUGGGCCAUGGCCACCUCCAAACCCGACAUCAUGAUCAUCUUACUCAGCAAACUCAUCGAGGAGGGGGACAGCUACUACAAGAAGGGGAAGGUGAAGGAGGCAGCGCAGCGUUAUCAGUAUGCCCUCAAAAAGUUUCCACGCGAAGGCUUCAGCGAGGACCUCAAGACAUUCAGGGAACUCAAAGUAUCGCUCUUCCUCAACCUGUCCCGAUGUCGGAGGAAAAUGAACGACUUUGGGAUGGCUGAGGAAUUUGCUACGAAGGCACUCGAACUGAAACCAAAAUCGUACGAGGCAUACUAUGCCAGAGCACGCGCCAAGCGUAGCAGCAGACAAUUUCCUGAAGCCUUAGAGGACCUAAAUGAAGCCAUGAGAGUGUGCCCCAACAACCGAGAGAUCCAGCGGCUGCUCCAGAGGGUGGAGGAGGAGUACCACCAGCUCAACGAGGAGGAGCAGCAGCAGCUGGAGCUGGAGCCUCCUCCCUCCCCUCCUCCUACGCCUCCCCCAGAAGACGAGGAGUCCCUGUCCCUGUCCCUGUCCAUGCCUCUUCCCCCUCCCCCGGAGCCCCGUCUGGAGGACAUGGAGCCCGUCCAGGACCUGUUUGAGGACGAGGACUACCUGGAGCAGGAGCUGGAGGCCAUGUCUGUGUGUCUGCCCCCACCCGAGUCUCUCACCAAUCCCUCCAGCCUUCCCAUCAUUCAGAGCCCGCCGCUCUCCCCGACACACCCAGAUCAGAUCUACUUAACUGGAGGUUCACCUAUGGGCCAGCCCUACGAAUACCACCCCACCUCCUCCUCCAUGUCCUCUCCAACCCGCGGGUCCUACCAGCCCACAUCGCCCUCCCUCUCCCCGACACAUCAGAACCACUACCGACACAGCCCGCCUCAUACCUCCCCGGUGCACCAGUCGUCCUAUGGCUUCAGCCCGCCUUCUAUGGGUUCUGGGGGUCAGGGGAUGGAUCACCAGAGCCCGCCGCCUUCCCCUUUACGUCGGGCUGCUCAGUACAGAGCCAGUCCGCCAGUAGAGAGUGUUUGUCUGUACAGGUCCCAGUCUGGGUCGCCUGUGCGCUACCAGACAGAGCAGCUCCCCGGGCGACCCAAAUCUCCCCUCUCUAAGAUGAGCAGCCAGCGUUCGUUCCAGCUGAGCUCUCAGCCCUCUCUGUCCUCCCAGCACCACCAAGCCCAAGGCCUUCGUCUGCAGCCUUCUAUAGCCCAGAUAGUCCGCACAAACCAGCCCAGUAAUGUGAUGGGCAACAGCAUCUACGCUGGCCAGAUGGGUCACUCCAUGGGUGGCCGCUACCAGGGGGGUUCGGUGGAUGUAGAGAGCCGUCUGGUGUACCAGCCUUCCCUGGAUGGACGGUCUAUGCCCCAGGUCCAGGCCAGCCACAGCUCUGGGGCCCUCUGUCAGCACGGCGGCCGAGGAGGGGUUAUGGAGUCGGGCCUGUUGAAGGAUGAUCUACCCCAGCGCCCCUCCUCUGCCUACCGCGCCAGCAGCGGGGGCCCGGGGGGAAUCCGUUACAGCCAGACGCCUCAGAUAAGCCGCAGCCAGUCGGCCGCCUACUACCCGGUCUCUGAACACGUUCUGGAGCGAGCCAAUGCCAUGCCCCCCUGCCAGCUGGGCUCUCCUGAGAUCCCACACAUGGUGAGACGCCCCGUAAGUGCCAAUACUACUGAGAUGAAGCAGCACGUGCCCACCCCCAGGCCUCUCAUCCAUUCUCAGAGCGUAGGCCUUCGAUUCUCGCCCUCCAGCAACAACAUCUCAACUGGAUCCACCUCGAAUUUAGCGCCGGGCUUCAGGCCUUCCUCUUCCAUUCAGCAGAUGGAGAUCCCCCUGCAAGCCUCAUAUGAGCGCAGCUGUGACGACAUCUCUCCCAUCUCUCCCUCGCAGGGCGGCGGAGGGCUGUAUCCGGGCGAGGCCGCCCGCUCUCGGAACACACCCUUCAUGGGCAUCAUAGACAAGACGGCGCGGACUCAGCAGUACCUGCAUCAGCCCUCGCGGUCCAGGGGCAUGACUUCCAUGGACUCCGUCAUCAGCCCCACCUCGCCUGGCCAGCUGGUCCAGCAAGGCUCCACCUACAGUCCCCCCGCCUCGCUGGGAAACAUCGCCUACUACAACAAGACCAACAAUGCCCAAAACGGACACCUGCUGGAGGAGGACUACUACACCCAGAGCCCCCCCUCGCUGGGCAAGCUGGCCAACGGCUCCCGCGGCAGCGGGGACAUCCUAGAGCGGGUCAGCCAGGUGCCCACCUACCCGGAUGUGAAGGUGGCGAGGACUCUGCCCGUGGCACAGGCCUACCAGGACAACAUGUACCGCCAGCUGUCGCGUGACUCCCGGACCCAGGGCCCCACCUCCCCCAUCAAACCAAAGAGACCAUUUGUGGAGUCAAAUGUGUGAUGGCCUGUCUGUGAUUGGUCGGUUGAGCUGGACUUUGUUAGUGGGAGUGAGAGGAGAAAGAUAUUUAGCUCAACAGCCGAUGCUGCUGACCCUCGUGUAUGUGACAUGGACAUCUUAAAGAACUCAUCGGAGACGGUCAGAGAGAAACACACUUAGGGUAUUAGACAUUAUCUUAAAAACAUAACUAACAGUGAGAAGCGACUAUUUCAUUAUCAUACUCUGCACACAGGUGGGAUAACAGGAGGGUCCUCAAGUUCUGAUCUCAUACCGAAUCAAAGACCAGUGCACUUCCAAAACGUUGCGUGGCACAAACGUUCCCACGAGUGAACACAACAACAGGUGGGACUGCGAGAGUGAAAGUACUAAUCAUCGGACUCUACUUGUGGACUCUGUAUCCAUCUUCUGUUCUUUCAAAGUGUGCUCUUAACCAAGGUUGCUAGUAGGCUCUAUUCUAUGUAACACAAUAUUAUAUGUUCAAUACUGUACAUUGCUCAGAAAAUACAAAAAUGGCUCAACAACUCAGUACUUAGAGAAAAAUGACAAUAUUUAUAAUUAAGUUAUAUAUUGUACAUAGAAAGAAAACAUAGUUUGCGUUUGAAUUGUAUUCUGUUAACCCUGCCUUUGUGUCCCACUGCUAGUCAUAUGGAUGUGGAAAACCCGACCAGGGUAACGAAUGAGGGACAUCGACCAACUUUGAGUGAUAUAAUUACCUCUUUUGUGUCAAAAUAAAAAAGAUUUGUCGUGGUUUAAUGCAAGAAAGGGCUUUUCUAUGCUGCAAUACGUCCUCAAUGAUCUGAAUGCUGCAACUAACAAGUAUUUUAUUCUUCAGAUUCUUAUUUUUUCCGUAAAAUAUACCCAAUAUAAUAACGUGUUUCGUCCGACCAACAAUCCAAAACUGAAAGAUAUUCAGUUAAUGAUAUAAAAACAAAGAAAAACAGCAAAUCCUCACAUUGGAGAAGCUUAUUCAUUUCCUGUCAGUCAAACUGUUUUUAGCUCCAAGUUUAUAAACACUCAUAGAGAUUCAAAUCUUACCCAGAGUACCACAAAGUGCAUGUAAGCACUUUUUAAAGGUCAAGCUGGUAUUAAAAUGAUUUAGUCAGAAUGAAAAUCCAACUAAUGCACAAUCCUUGCACCUAUUUUUGGUUGAUUUAAUAACUUUAAACCAGUCACUUCACCUCAUUUCUGAGGUUCAGAUACAUAAAUUAUGAUUUCUUUUUAGUAUCAUUACAGUAUCACAGACCUCAUGAUACACCGUUAGUGUCAAGGCUGCAUUCUCUUACGUUUUCUUAACAUAUUAAAUCAUAAACAGCUUUAAUCAUCUGCUUAUAUAAACAGGGAAAGCAUCCGUUGCUAUAGUUUUAUAGUUUGUUUUUGCAGAAUUCAUCAAACUUGUUUUGAGGACAGAUUGCAGUAUUUGGCCUUGAGUGCAAUAAUUUCUGGUUUGAGUCUUUGGCUGCAGGAUUUUUAAAUGAAUGAAUGAACGGGUCAAAUGAUGAACAGAAAAUCCUGUUGUGAUGUGGUGAUUUUAUCAUGUUUGUAUCAAAGUUCGCCUUUGUCCCUCCUCCGUACGUGAUUACGCUAAGAGAGUGUAUGCUAGUGAUGGGUUAACAUGGAAAGCGCUCAGCGAUUAAAAGCAAGCAAAUGCAUACACGACCACUGUUACAGACGUUUCCCCCUUCUCCUGCAUUACUCUGUGUCGUUUCUUUUUACCCACAAUGCAUUUUUAUUCCGCCACUUCUGCACUAAAAAUGCCUGUUAAGUUCUUAACUAAGGGUGCACUUUAUGUAUUUUACUUACUUUGUUGUUACGAUUGUUGAAUUUGGAGAAAGUGGGUGCGUGAUGAGGAAGACCUCUGACCAGUGAGACUAGACUAUCAUAGAAAAUAUUAUUAUUAUUAUUAUUAUAUGAUUUACAAAGCGGUGAUGAAUGACAAUAUGAAGAGCAAACGAUGUUUUUAAACUGGUGAUGUAUAGACUUUCUAGCACAAGUUGUAUAUACUGACUCAGAUGUUCCACUCAGUCCAGCUCGGGUUUGUUAGAGAAGCAAGUCUGAUCAUAUUUAAGUAUUUCACAUCAUAAAAAAAAUAACUAUUAAAGUCUGAUAUCUCUAAAUUAGCCAGUUUAAUCCACUGGUCUUGCACACAUUAAGUCGAAUCUACUGCAACAAAAAAUAAAAACUCCAUAUCUGGAGUUUGGGUGAUAGAGAAAGUAAAAUAAUGAGAAUAUCCAAGUUAUUUGUAUAUGUGGGAAAAGUUAUAGACCAUUUGUCUGUAACGUUUUAUUUUAUUUUCUCGGAUAAAGAAUAUCUAAAAAGGGACGGUUAGUUCUCAGUUUCACCUGCUACCAGAGAGAUGCCCUACUUAUCUUUACAGAAAUGAAGGUAUAAACUGUAUUAUACUUAAUUUAAGAAGACUUCUAAGUUGAGGAUAUUUGAGGGCGUAUGGUUUUCAAGCUGUCUAUGUAUAUUAGUUUGCUGUAAAUAGUCUGAUGCAUGUUCUAUUCUUUCCAUGAGCUCAAGCAGAAACGUGUAUAGCGGUGUUCUGACCCCUGGUGUGUGUGUGACACAACGCUCGGAUCAAGAUAAGGAGACUGCGAUUCCCUGAACUGUCCUUAUCAUUUUCCUUCGACCUCGCCAGACAAAAAGCAAAAGGUUCUUUUAUUUUAUUUUAAUGUAUUUGCUUGCUGAGCAGAGUUCUCUUGUCUGUAAAUGUGAGCUUUCAGAUCGCUGUGAUAAAAAGUUUAAUUAAAAACAAUAAAAAAGAAUGUGUUUUUA
Messenger RNA from Sebastes umbrosus (honeycomb rockfish), 10245 nucleotides. It is a transcript of the gene tanc2b, whose product is annotated as tetratricopeptide repeat, ankyrin repeat and coiled-coil containing 2b. Gene Ontology annotation, cellular component: dendritic spine. The record is from RefSeq and is a predicted model, not a curated record. The coding region runs from base 1300 to 7473 and encodes 2057 amino acids. The transcript is spliced from 28 exons. Gene Ontology annotation, molecular function: protein binding. Lineage: Eukaryota; Metazoa; Chordata; Actinopteri; Perciformes; Sebastidae. Gene Ontology annotation, biological process: regulation of dendritic spine morphogenesis.